This is a messenger RNA of Pistacia vera, 3224 nucleotides long. RefSeq names its product filament-like plant protein 1. The record is from RefSeq and is a predicted model, not a curated record. Bases 643 to 3069 code for a protein of 808 amino acids. The transcript is spliced from 4 exons. NCBI's taxonomy places the organism in Eukaryota, Viridiplantae, Streptophyta, Magnoliopsida, Sapindales, Anacardiaceae.
UAUUUUAUAUUUCUGGUUUUUUUAAUUUUUUUAAUGAAGUUUAGAAAGUUUUGAGCUUUAUGGCUUUGAUGGGUCACCCAUAUCUGGGGUUCUUAUAUUAAUAUUCUGCUACUGUUUCAUAGACUUUGAUUUAUUGUUUUGAAAGAUUGGAUUCGAGUUUUUUAAAUGAAAUGGGUAGUUCCCAUGUUGUGAUUCAAGUAAUGGGUAUCUUGUGAUUUCAAAGCUGAAUGUUGUUUCAGGUAGAUUUUGAUGGUAUUUGUUAUGUUAUUGGAGCUUGAGAUCCCUUGUUUUGCCUUAAAAUACGCGUGCUGUUGAUAUCUUUUUGCGCUUUGUUCUUUUCUUAGUUGCUAUAUUUGGCUCUGUGAAAGGACCAUCUGUUGUUGUUGAGUUGGUUAGUUAAUGUUUUAGAUUUGAAGCAAAGCUGAGAAAAUGAUAAGCCAAGUCAUCUUUUUGUUUAAUGUUUGUGAUUGUUGAAGAGGAUCUGUGCUUCUGCUUUAUAUAAGUGAAAAAAAUUCGUUGCUUCACUUCUGCAACUUUGAAGUUCAUUUAAGAUGGGUUACUAGUGGAGUAAUGGUUUGCAGAUUCUUUGGCAGAUGAACAAUCUGUGAUGUGCUAAUUGUUGUUGGAAUACUAGACUUUGAAAUGGAAAAGCGAAAAUGGUUAUGGAAGAGGAAGUCUUCUGAGAGAAGUCCUGGCGAAACAGAGAGUUCAGGAUCAAUUUCUUCACAUUCGGAGAGAUAUUCUGAUGACCAGCAGGAAGCCUUGAAGGCAUCUCCUAAUCACAGUGCUCAAUCUCCUGAAGUGACAUCAAAAGCUGUAUCCAAUGGAGAAGAUAUUAAUGAUAGCGUUAGGACUCUAACAGAAAAAUUAUCUGCUGCUCUGGUGAAUGUUAGUGCCAAAGAGGACUUGGUAAAGCAGCAUGCCAAAGUUGCUGAAGAAGCUAUUGCAGGCUGGGAAAAGGCUGAAAAUGAAGUGGGUGUCUUAAAGCAAAAACUUGAGGCUGCAGUACAGCAGAACUCGACACUGGAAGCUAGGGUGAGCCAUCUUGAUGGGGCCCUCAAGGAAUGUGUUAGGCAGCUAAGACAAGGCAGAGAGAAGCAGGAGCAAAUGAUCCAAGAAGCUGUGGAGAAGAAAACCCGUGAGUGGGAGGCCACAAAACUUGAACUUGAGACCCAAGUUCUUGAACUCCAGAGCAAAGCAGAAGCUGUUAAAUCUGAACCUCCUGUUCAGAUUGAUCCUGAUCUUUGCCACAAGCUUGAACUUUUUAAAAAAGAGAACUCAGCCCUCAAGAAUGAACUCCUUUCUCAAACCGAGGAGUUAGAAAUCAGGGCAAUUGAAAGAGACUUGAGUGCUCAAGCAGCUGAAACAGCCAGCAAGCAACAUUUAGAGAGCAUAAAGAAGGUGGCCAAGCUUGAGGCUGAAUGCAGGAAGUUAAAAGCAAUGGCUUGUAGAUCUUCAUCAAUUAAUGACCUUAAAUCUGGUACUGCCUCCUCAAUUUAUGUUGAAUCGCUUGUGGAUAGUCAAUCAGACAGUGGGGAACGGCUAAAUGCAGUGGAGAUUGAUAUCCACAAAAUGAAUGGCUCUGAACUAAGUAAGUCUGAGCUAAGUUGUUCUGACUCGUGGGCAUCAGCCCUAAUUGUGGAGCUUGAUCAGUUCAAAAACGAAAAGGCUAGUAGUAGAAAUCUCCCUGCCUCGUCAAUUGAAAUUGAUCUAAUGGAUGAUUUUCUUGAGAUGGAGCAGCUUGCUGCAAUGCCUAAUAGUGGAAGUGGAAAUAAUAUCGAAUCAAAAGCUGUUACCAAGCAAUCUAUUGGUGCAGAAAGUUCAUUAAGAGCUGAGCUUGAAGCUAUGAUUCAUCGGACCGCUGAACUGGAAGAAAAAAUUGAAAAGAUGAAGGCGGAGAAAGGAGAACUGCAAGAAAAAAUUGAAAAGUUGGAAGUGGAGAAAGGUGAACUGGAAGAAAAAUUUGAAAAGAUGGAAGCGGAGAAAGAUGAACUGGAAGAAAAAGUGGAAAAGAUGGAAGCGGAGAAAUGUGAACUGGAAGAAAAAGUGGAAAAGAUGGAAGCAGAGAAAGGUGAGCUGGAAGAAGAAAUAGAAAAGACGGAAGCAGAGAAAUGUGAACUGAUAGAAGAAAUGGAAAAGAUGGAAGCAGAGAAAGGUGAACUGAGAGAAGAAAUGGAAAAGAUGGAAGCAGAGAAAAGUGAACUGAGAGAAGAAAUGGAAAAGAUGGGAGCAGAGAAAAGUGAACUGGAAGAUGUGAAGGAAAAGAUGGAAUCCGAGAAAUGUGAACUGGAAGAGCAAAUAGAAAGAAUGGAAGUAGAGAAAGCUGAACUGGAAUUGUCUCUAACCAAAAGUGAAGAUUGUGUUGCGGCAUCAGAGCUUCAGUUGAGGGAGGCUAAAAUGAAGUUGGAGGAGCUUGAAAGACAGCUAAAUUUGGCAAAUGAAUCGAUGCAGGUUGUUGAGUCUAAAUUCAUCAGCACGGAAGUGGAGGUUCAAACAAUGUCAGCAAAGAUUGACUCAUUAGAAAAUGAGGUUGAAAAAGAGAGGGCUCUAUCAGCACAGAUUACAGUAAAGUGUCAGAAAUUGGAAGAAGAGCUGUGGAGAACGAAACAGGAAGUCGAGCUCCAACAAGUUGCAAAGUUGAAUGCUGAAGUAAAGAUAAAACCGGAGGAUCUAGACAUGGCCUCUGGAAAACUUGCUGAGUGCCAGAAAACGAUAGCAUCUCUUGGGAAGCAGCUAAAGUCUCUGGCAACAUUGGAAGACUUCCUGAUUGACACAGCAAGCAUACCUGAAUUUCCUAGGGAAGGAUUAUCGAUUCCUAAAGCUAGUGGAGAACCAUGGAAGUUACAUUCGAAUGAAACAUAUUCACCCAAAAGAGAGUUGAGUGCCACAAGUAUAGCCGGCGAGAGCACUGGUCCUUCAGUAAACAAGAAUGGUGGAAAAACACCAUUGUCUGCAUCAUCAUCUACUUCAUCUGCUGUGUCAUCAAAUCAUGUCAAUCCUGAGAAGAACCGGAAUGGCUUUGCCAAGUUCUUCUCUCGGACUAAGAAUGGAAUACAGCUAGAACUUUAGCCACGUAGAAAAAUAUAUUGAUUUCUCAACUGUAAACCAGAGAAUUUGUGUCAUUUAGAUAUGCUGAUUAAAUACUUUUUAGUCAGCAGAUAUUGUUUCUUUUUUAUUUUCUUCAUUUAUACGCGAACACUGGUCUAUAAAGCAAAAUUUUUCAA